Molecule: messenger RNA, 1154 nt
Organism: Aspergillus calidoustus
Lineage: Eukaryota; Fungi; Ascomycota; Eurotiomycetes; Eurotiales; Aspergillaceae
Source: the annotation of a GenBank genome assembly
CCCAUAUGUCAUCAUUCGCACCGGAGCUUUGCAAUGGCCGCAGCUUAGAAAUCCACAUUCGUGCGACACCAUAUAAGCCCUCUUCUGUCCGACCUUGUUCCAGUCCAUCCUCACUUCCGCAACCAGAUCCCCAGCAAACACAAUGGCCGCCCCAAAGAUCAUCCUCUACACCAACCACCUCUGCCCCUGGGCACACCGCGCCCACAUCGCGCUCAAGGAGCUCGGCCUCGACUACGAAGAGGUCAUCAUCGACCUUGACAAGCCGCGCGAGCCGUGGUAUCUCGAGAUUAAUCCCCGCGGCCUCGUCCCCACAAUCUCCUACAACGGCACCAUAAUCCCCGAGUCCGCAAUCGUCACCCAACUCCUCGCCGACGCCCACCCUUCCCACCUCGUGCCCCCCUCCAACACCCCUGAAGGCGCGAUCCAGCGCGCCCACAUCUCCUUCUUCGUCGAUACAUUCGUCUCCAAGGUCCUGCCCCACUCCUUCGCCGCGCACCGCGCGAGCACAGACGAAGAACGCAGCGCCGCAACCCUCGCGCUCGUCGAAGCCAUUGAGAAGAAUAACGUCGAAGCACUACUCUACCCCGAGGGGUCUGGGUCCGGUCCGUUCUUCCGGGGCGCGGAGAAGAUAACCCUUGCCGAGGCGCUGACGGGGUCGUUUCUGCUGCGGUUCCUCUCGCUGCAUAAGCCCGAGUAUGGAUUGUUAGCGCCGGAGCUGCCGGAGUUGUUGGAGAAGAGGACUCCAAAGUUCUUGAGUUGGGCGCAGAAGGUUGUUGCGCAAGAGAGCGUGAAUUAUAUUUGGGAUGAGAAGGUUGUUGGGGAGAGGAGCGCGAAGAAGUGGAAGGGGGCUAAGGCCUAAUUAGGCGGCUGAUCAAUAAUACGACCCUGCUAUAUACGUUGGUCAUGGAGACUCGAUUGGUGAGGAUGAUCAGUUAUGAUUAAUGCUAUGAAUGUCGCCGUACAGUCUUCUGGUUAUUACAAUUGCGCCCCUGCAAACUGCCCUGGACGCGCGCGCAGGCUUGUAAAACCAGGCUGCCUUUAGCGAAACCUGUUGCCUUUAGUUCUUGAGCUCUUGUAGCAUUGUUAUGUACCUAGCUCCCAGGCUAAAGUAGCUAAUGACCAAAUCUAGAGGUAUUUUAGAUCAUCGACUCAUA